AUGGCUACAAUAACACCUACAGACCCUCUCCAUGCAUCCACUAAUCCAGACGAAUCCACCAUGAACACUGGUCAAGGUUCUACCAUUCAGCGACAAUCCUUUAUCGUUCCUUUCGAUGCCGAAAAUCCAUAUUACCUCCACUCUUCUGAUGGUACGGGCACCACGCUCGUUGGCAAUGUUCUCACCGGCAUUGAUAACUACAAUUCUUGGGCACGAGCGAUGACAAUGGCCCUUAAAGGGCGCAAUAAAUUUUGUUUUGUUGACGGAUCCUUUCCCAUGCCAGAUGUUGCACAUCCCGAUCACGCUCGUUGGCAUCGGGUGAACAACAUGGUGAUGUCAUGGAUCCUCAAUUCAAUACACUCGUCCCUGGCUAACACAGUCCUAUAUGCCACCGACGCUGCCUCUGCUUGGAAAGAUUUACAGGAACGAUUUUCUACCGCGAAUGGACCUCGCAUCUAUGAAAUUGAAAAGCGCAUAGCCACUUUUUCCCAACGUGAUGCAUCCAUAGCAGACUACCAUAAUCAUUUGAGUGCACUUUGGGACGAAUUAAACCUGUUGGAUCCUCCACCCAAAUGUUCGUGCUCUGCUCGCCAGGAAUACACUGCACAAGUGGAGCGUCACCGACUGAUGCAAUUUCUCAUGGGCCUUCGAGACACUUUUGCUCAACCACGGAGUCAACUAUUGCUUAAUGGUACACUUCCUACUGUUAAAAAUGCUUACUCAUUGUUGUUGCAAGAUGAAUCACAACGUGUACAGAGCGAAAGUUACGGACAUGUAGUGGAUCAUUCGGCUCUUUAG
Messenger RNA from Ipomoea nil (Japanese morning glory), 798 nucleotides. RefSeq lists its product as uncharacterized. Bases 1 to 798 code for a protein of 265 amino acids. The transcript has a single exon. Lineage: Eukaryota; Viridiplantae; Streptophyta; Magnoliopsida; Solanales; Convolvulaceae. The record is from RefSeq and is a predicted model, not a curated record.